Messenger RNA from Lolium rigidum, 1519 nucleotides. RefSeq names its product general transcription and DNA repair factor IIH subunit TFB2-like. The coding region runs from base 12 to 1367 and encodes 451 amino acids. Gene Ontology annotation, biological process: nucleotide-excision repair. Gene Ontology annotation, cellular component: transcription factor TFIIH holo complex; transcription factor TFIIH core complex. The transcript is spliced from 15 exons. The record is from RefSeq and is a predicted model, not a curated record. Gene Ontology annotation, molecular function: ATPase activator activity; double-stranded DNA binding. NCBI's taxonomy places the organism in Eukaryota, Viridiplantae, Streptophyta, Magnoliopsida, Poales, Poaceae.
GCACUGCAAAGAUGCCUCAGGUGAUGGUCGUGGCGCGGAACUUCAUGGACAUGGUGGCUGCGCUGCCUGCCUCCAAACUCGACAUGCUCUAUGAUUCCGCAUUCAUCUGCGAGGCCGUGCUCAGGUCGUUCCCGCCGCUGGCAAAGAAGUACGUAAUUCAGAUGUUGUACGUGUCGGCACCAGUACCCGCUGCAGCUAUCGAGGAGUGGGUGCUGGAUGAGUAUGCCUCCAAGCACAAGGUUGCCAUCGAUAGGCUGGUCCAACUUAGGGUCUUUGUCGAAGUACGUGAUAGAAGAAAGGAGGUGAGCUACAGGAUGAACAAUAAGUUCCAGGCAAACAUGCAGAAGUAUUUGGUCAGCGGUGGAAGUUUACCAAGGGAACCGGUACCAUCGAGUAUUACUUCCAGAUUGCCUACAGUAACAGAACUAGAAAACUAUGCUCUUGAGCAAUGGGAGUGUUUUUUGCUGCAAUUGAUCAACUCAUCCCAAGUUGAGAAAGGGACAAGUUUCAGCUCGUCUAUGAUGAGAACGUUCCAGAGAGGUCUUCUGAGUUCAAGGGAUAAUGAAGCUCCCAAGUUAUCUGAGAAUGGCUUCCAGUUUCUGCUAAUGGAGACAAAUGCACAACUUUGGUACAUAAUGCGGGAAUACAUUUCAUCAGCAGAGGAACGUGGUGUGGACCCCACAGAGUUGAUAUCGUUUCUCUUGGAACUUAGUUUCCAUACUCUGGGAGAUGCUUAUAGCUUGAAUACUCUGACCGAUGUCCAAAGAAUUGCCAUUAGGGAUCUGGCGGAGCUUGGGCUAGUCAAAUUGCAGCAGGGUCGAAAAGAUAGCUGGUUCAUACCUACAAAAUUGGCUACAAACCUUUCAUCGAGCUUGUCGGAUUCAUCUGCCAGCAAAGAGGGCAUUGUGGUGGUGGAGACAAACUUCAGGCUGUAUGCCUACUCUGCUUCCAGAUUGCACUGUGAAAUUCUACGGCUUUUUUCGAGGGUGGAGUAUCAACUUCCGAACCUCAUCGUGGGAGCUAUUACAAAAGAAAGUCUUUAUGGUGCUUUUGACAACGGGAUCACUGCUGAACAGAUAAUCGCGUUCCUUCAGCAAAAUGCCCACCCUCGUGUUAUCGACAAGAUACCUAUAGUCCCAGAGAAUGUCACAGAUCAGAUCAGGUUAUGGGAGAACGACCGUAACAGGGUCGAGAUGGUCCUGUCACAUGCGUAUGAAGAUUUCCCGAGCAAGGACAUGUUUGAGCAGUGCUGUGACUAUGCGAGGGAUAACGGGUUCUUGCUGUGGGAGGACGCGAAGAAGAUGAGGCUGAUAGUGCGAGGAGAGUUUCACGAAGAGAUGCGGGUGUUCCUUCGUAGGCAGAGAUGAAUGCCUUGUUGAUCCAAGGAAUUAAAGAGACCAUUCGGAGAGAAGAAGUUACAUCUCUGUACAACACUUGAAGGGUUGAAUUCAUCAGACAACUGUUGAACGAUACUCAGUUGCAGCAGGCAGAUGCAGAUGUCGAAAGCACUGAGCUCAAG